AUGUCUAUCUAUCUAUCUAUCUAUUUCCUUUAUCUCUGUCAUCCAUCUAUCUAUCUAUCUAUCUCUAUGUAUGUAUCUAUCUAUCUAUCUAUCUAUCUAUUAUUCACCUCAUCCAUUACAUUAUCUAUGUCUGUAUGUCUCAUCUAUCUGUCUAUCUAUCAUCUAUUCACCUAUGUCUGUAUGUCUUUAUCUCUGUCUAUCAUCUCUAUCUAUCUAUCUAUCUAUUCUCCUUUUCUAUAUCUAUGUCUUUAUGUCUUCUAUCUAUCUGUCUGUAUCUAUCUAUCUAUUCAUCCUCAUCCUUUAUCCUUUUUAUCUAUGUCUAUGUCUUUAUCUCUGUCUAUCUAUCUAUCUAUCUAUUCACCCUCAUCCUUUACAUUAUCUAUGUCUAUGUUCUUUAUCUCUGUCUUCUAUCUAUCAUCUAUUCUAUCCUUUACAUUAUCUAUGACUGUAUGUCUUUAUCUCUGUCUAUCUAUCUAUCUAUCUAUUCACCUCAUCCUUUACAUUAUCUAUGACUGUAUGUCUUUAUCUCUGUCUAUCUAUCUAUCUAUCUAUCUAUCUAUUCACCUCAUCCUUUACAUUAUCUAUGUCUGUAUGUCUUUAUCUCUCUAUCUAUCUAUCUAUCUAUCUAUCUAUCUAUUCACCUCAUCCUUUACAUUAUCUAUGUCUGUAUGUCUUUAUCUCUGUCUAUCUAUCUAUCUAUCUAUCUAUGUAUCUAUCUAUCUAUCUAUCUAUUCACCUAUCCUUUAUCCUAUCUAUUCUGUAUGUCCUCAUCCUCUUUCACAUUAUCUAUGUCUGUAUGUCUUUAUCUCUGUCUAUCUAUCUAUCUAUCUAUUCUCAUCCUUUAUUAUCUACUGUAUGUCUUUAUCUCUGUCUAUCUAUCUAUUCUAUUCACCUAUCCUUGCUGUACAUUAUCUCUGUAUCUCUUUAUCUCAUUAUCUAUCUAUCUCUAUCUAUUCACCUCAUCCUGUUACUAUCUAUGUCUUUAUGUCUUUAUCUCUAUCUAUUAUCUAUCUAUCUAUCUAUUCAUCUAUUCACCUCAUCCUUUACAUUAUCUAUGUCUGUAUGUCUUUAUCUCUGUUAUCAUCUAUAUCUAUUCUAUGUCAUUAUCUAUGUCUGUAUUUCUUUAUCUCUGUCUAUUCAUCUAUCUAUCUAUCUAUCUAUUCACCUCAUCCUUUACAUUAUCUAUGUCUGUAUAUGUCUAUUCAUCUAUCUUUCUAUCUAUUCUAUCCUUUACAUUAUCUAUGUCUGUAUGUCUUUUCUAAAUCUAUCUAUGUUCAUAUCUAUCUAUCUAUCUAUCUAUCUAUUCCUCAUUCCUUUACAUAUAUGUCUGCAUCUCUUUGUAUCUAUCUAUUCAUGUUCUAUCUCUCUAAAUAUGUUCAUAUCAUGUAUCUAUCAUCUUGA
Acanthosepion pharaonis is the source of this 1401-nucleotide messenger RNA. Lineage: Eukaryota; Metazoa; Mollusca; Cephalopoda; Sepiida; Sepiidae. The record is from the annotation of a GenBank genome assembly.